UUGCUGAGCGCUCGUGGCAGCGAGCCUGUGUCAGUUCCAGCGGACACAGGCCGUGGCCGCUCCUCAGCUCUGGGCGGCUCCAACCUGAAAGAGACGUUUAGGAAGAAAGCUCGCCGACAAAACUAUCAGCGCGCACACAAACAUGGCGCCCACCUCCACCGACAACUUCAGAUGAACGUGCGGCAAAGAAGUGGCCUGCAAAGUUUGUUAGGAGUAAUUCGAAGUGGCUUUAUCUUCACCCCCUUCCUGGUUUAUUCUGUUUUUGCACAGAUACGGAAUACAUUAAGCGGUAAAACAGCAACUUGCCUACAUGUCAACAUCGUCUGGCGCUGCAGUGUAAACAGCUGAGGCAGGCUCUUUCACCCCUGGGGAACAAGCCUCCAGGCUCUUUUGUGUGAAAGGGAUGAGAUCAUCGUGGGACAGACCAUGGGGGAUGGAGUGCAUCCAGCCAUGAUUGAGGACAAGGGUCACCGCGUGACCGACUACUUUGUGGUGGCCGGCCUCACAGACAAGUCCACACCUCUGGAGCAGGACUUGUCAGAGACCAAGUCCAGUGGGCCCAAAGCGCCCAUCACUGACCUGGCUGUCAUUAACAGAUCAGCAGGAGAAACUGUGCCUGAGGGCUUUACUUGUAUCGACAGCACCUACAGCGGCCAGCCGGCCAAUCUUAACCACGGCAGUCUCAAGAGUCCCGAGCUCUUUUUGUGCUAUAAGAGGGGCCGGGGGAAGCCGCCGCUCAUUGACAUAGGGGUUCUGUAUGAGGGUAAGGAACGUCUGAUCCAUGGCUGCGAGGUCAUCCAAGCCACACCGUAUGGCCGCUGCGCCAAUGUCAACAACAGCUCCGCCACCUCACAGCGCAUCUUCAUCACAUUCCGCCGAGCGCCGCCAGUCCAGCCUCAGAAUUCCCUGGCAGUGACAGAUAUUUGCAUUAUUGUCACCAGCAAGGGCGAGAUACCACCACAUACCUUCUGCAAAGUGGACAAAAACCUCAACUGUGGCAUGUGGGGUUCCAGUGUCUUCCUGUGUUACAAGAAAUCAGUAUCAGCAUCUAAUUCCAUCAGUUACAAAGCUGGUCUCAUCUUCCGUUAUCCAGAAGAGGACUAUGAGUCUUUUCCCCUCUCUGAGUCUGUUCCGCUCUUCUGUUUACCCAUGGGUGCCAAGAUCGAAUGCUGGGCCCCAAACACUCGUGACCCACUGCCAGUGUUCUCUACAUUUGUGUUAACAGUCUCUUCUGGUGAAAAGGUGUAUGGGUCUGCUAUCCAGUUCUACGAGCCAUAUCUAGUGGAUCAUCUGAAUGAGAAGCAGAAGAUCCAGCUGGGCCUGCUCACCACGGUGGAAAAGAAGAUGAUCCCCAACCGGCCUGUAAACACCAACAAAUGCAUCUGUCUGCUCUCACACUGGCCCUUCUUCGAGUCCUUUCGAAAGUUCCUCAUGUUUAUCUACAAGCUCUCUGUUUCAGGCCCACACCCACUGCCUAUUGAAAAGCACAUUUCACACUUUAUGCACAAUGUGUCAUUUCCUUCUCCUCAAAGACCCAGAAUUCUUGUCCAGCUCUCAGCACAUGACACUUUGAUCCUCUCCCAGCCUGUGUGCACACCCUUACCCCUCAGUGGGGCUGACUACGGCACUCUGCUGAUGAAUCUGGGCUCAGAGAAUUGUGCCACUCUGCUGCACUUUGUCCUGCUGGAGAGCAAGAUUCUGCUGCACUCUCUGCGCCCCGCCGUGCUCACUGGAGUGGCCGAGGCUGUAGUGGCUAUGAUCUUCCCCUUCCAGUGGCAGUGUCCCUACAUACCUCUAUGCCCACUCUCUCUGGCGGGUGUCCUCAAUGCCCCCUGUCCUUUCAUAGUUGGUGUGGACUCUCGUUACUUCGACCUAUAUGACCCCCCGGCAGAUGUUGUCUGUGUGGACCUGGACACAAACACUAUUUACCUGUCUGAUGAGAAGAGACACGGCAACUGGAAGAACCUCCCAAAGAAGCCCUGCAAGAGUCUUAUGAACUCGCUGAGCAACUUGCACCACCAGCUGGCUACUGUUUUAGUACGCCAAACACCACAGGAGGACUCUGCGCUGGACUUGACCCCCAUCGAGGCAGACUUCACUUGGCACAAGAAAAAGAUGACCCUGGAGAUGGAAAUUCAAGAGGCCUUCCUUCGUUUCAUGGCCUCCAUUCUGAAGGGUUACCGAUCCUACCUCAAACCAAUCAUUGAGGCGCCCUCCGAAAAGGCCACAGCUGCAGACUCCCUCUAUGAUCUGCAAGGUUUUCUGAAGAGUAGAGACCGUGCCCAUCAGAAGUUCUACUCCCAGCUCACCAAGACUCAGAUAUUCAUCCGCUUUAUCGAGGAGUGCACCUUUGUCAGCGACAAGGAUACAGGCCUGGCCUUUUUUGAUGACUGUAUUGAGAAGCUUUUUCCCUCUGAUAAAAUCACCGACAAAGGUACCAAGGUUGAAGGAGAGUCAUCUGAGGACACUAAAUUGCUGGAGCUGGAUGAGUCUCAGAAGAGUGAACACACUGUCUUUGUUAUGCCUCCUGAACCUCCAGCUGACACUGGAGCCGAACCCGCUCCUCAGUACACUUAUAAAGGUUUCCCCAGACUACAGAUGAAUCUUUUUGACCGUCCCAAAGAGUUGCGUCCUGCACUUAGCAGCAGAGCUGCAGGGGCCAGUCUGUCCAGCAGCCCAGCCCUGUUGGCUAAAAGAACUAAGCAGGCAAAAUUCUACAAACAUUAUCUGAUUCAACAGGAAAUAAAGCUAGCAUACAAGCUGGCAAAGCGUUUCUAUUCCAAUCCUCUGCUGUGGGCCCGCUGUCUGUUCAGUCACUGCUAUAGCCUGUGGUUCAUCUGCCUGCCUUCAGCGAUGCGACUGGCCAAGUCAAAGAGCCGGGCCAUGCAGCAGGCGUACAAUGUCCUGUUAAAGAUGAGGACCACUGAGGUGGAGGUUCUGGAUGAGGUGUGUUACAGAGUGGUGAUGCAGCUCUGUGGUGUGUGGGGUCUUCCUGUCAUGGCUGUGCGUGUCCUGGUUGAGAUGAAGAAGGCUGGCGUACAUCCCAAUGCAAUCACAUAUGGAUACUACAACAAGGCCGUCUUGGAGAGCCCGUGGCCGAGCCGAAACCGCAGCGGCCUUUUUAUGUGGACCAAGUUACGCAACGUGCUUCGUGGAGUGGUCCAGUUCAAACAGACUCAGAGCUACAUGUCUUCCAAGAAGGGAUCCACGUUAACUUCCACAGCUGCAUCAGCAGAUGGGUCAGCAGUCACUGAUGCUGACAGUUUGAGUCACGAAAGUGCUGACAGCUCAAGUGAGGUCAAUGGUGAGGAACAUAAUCUAUUCGCUCCCAGCCACGACAUGGGGGACACAACAGACAGCCACUGUAAUACAGGGCGGCAGUCGGAUCAAGGCUAUGGCUCUAAAGAUGAGUUACACCAAGAGCUGGCAGAGUCUUCUCAUGCAUCUGCCCCUUCAAGUAUUGCUACUGCACAGCAUCAUGGAGAAAUUGUUGGCUCAGUUGACAGUGCAGUAGCAGUGGCUGAACCCCCCAGUCCUGUUGAUGUCCCGUCCCCUGUCCCCAGCAUUGUUAAGCUCUCCACUGGAAGCUUUGAUAGUAGCAAGGACAAAGGGACAGGGAAGCUGUUCAGGAGACACAGCAAGAAUGAUAGCGUGUCUCUGUCAGAUGAGGAUCCCUCGCUGCCUUCUGGGGAUGCAGCAAAGCAGCACCAGCAGCAGCGACAGAAGGCCUUCUCUGAACGCAGCUGUAGCUUCAGCGCUGAAAGCCGUGCUGGGAUGCUCUUGGAGAAAGGCGUGGACCACAUGGCCAGCCAAAUGGGGGCAGAUGCUCGUAUUCUGGCUGCCGUGCUCUCUGGAGCACAAAGUCCACCCCCUAGCACUGUGUCCAGAGCACUUUUUGAAGACCUGGAGGAGGAGUCUGAGGAUGAUAAGGGUUUUUCAGUUAAGAAGUUGUCAGAGGAAGAGACCUCAAAUACCCCACACGAAGGUAAAGGAGAAGAAAACAAGGUGGCAGAAGCUGAGGUGGAGAAGAGAGACAGGAAACACACAGAAACGAAUACAGAGGAUGAGUCUGGAAUACGAGGGGCUGCCUUGGAGAGGGCAGAUGUAGAGGUGGGAGCCGACCCACUCUCCCUCCUGGUGUCCGAGAGCAAAGAGUCGGCUUCUGUCACCAGUCAGGAGCCUUUGAUCUCUGUGCCUGCUGUGGUGUCCCGUAACCUGGCCGAGGAGAUUGAAAUGUAUAUGAGUCUAAGAAGUCCCAUGGGUCCAAAGUCCUCCAGCAUGGAGCUCCAGCAGUCCCAGGGAGACUCCACCGACAGCCCUCAGCCCAAGCAGACCCUGGAACGGCGGUCAAGCCUGCCAGCACCUCCAGCCAAAACUGCCAGUAGCUCACCAGGAGACACACCAAAACCCAGCCCCAGCACCGUCACUAGAUCCAAAACCUUUGCAGCAAAGACAAAGACACACGGAAGCUCAACCGCAAGUCCAGGCACAAGAUCGUCCUCACUGACAGCCUUGGUGAAGUCCUCACAGGGAGGGUCACUGGGCUCUGUUAUAAACACAAUUUCAGGCAUCAAAAUGGACACACUGUUGUCAGGACCUAAAAUCGAUGUACUCAAGUCAAGCAUGAAGCAGGCAGCAAACGUAGCAAGCAAAGUGUGGGGGGCCAUGGCAUUAGUUUAUGCUAAUUCUGACGAUGAGGAUGAACAACCUCAGAGUGGUGGAGGCUUCCCAGCUAAUCUGGAUGAGCACAUGCUUUCUGCACACGACUUGGAUGAGAGUCCGGAGAGGAAGGCCAUCCCGGGGUUGCUCGCUAAUGGUCUCAAUCAGAGCUGCACCAGCCUGGGCAGCAGCAGUGGCAGCAGUGACACUGGCAGGGGGACCCAACACAUGCAUCCAACUCCAGGCCGGGCAGGGAGAGGUCCAGACUCUGAGCAAAGCUCCUCCCAUCACGCAUCCUCCUCAAGCAUCUACCAGAACUGCGCUCUGGAGGUGCUGAUGUCCAGCUGCUCCCAGUGCCGCUCAUGUGAAGCCCUGGUGUAUGAUGAGGGGAUCAUGUCAGGCUGGACAGCUGAUGACUCCAACCUCAACACCAACUGCCCCUUCUGUCACACAGCCUUCCUUCCAUUACUGCACAUAGAGUUUCACGAUUUGCGUACUAUGCCCGGGUUUUACAUGAAUCCUAGUGCUUCAGGAGACAGUAUUCACAGCACCAGCACUCAGCCCAAAGCUAGCAGCUCAGCUGACAUCAAAACACAAGAUCUUAUCAGUUUCCCUGAGGAGGAGCCAAGCGAUACUCCAGAUAAUCAUUCUGGAGCACAAAGGAGUCUGAUUCCAGAGCCAGUGCAGUCAGACCCCCUUGGUCUUCUGGAGCACCAAGCAGCAGGGAAGCAGGAGAGAUGUAGCAGUACCUCACUGACACGCAGCAACAGUGUUGGAGGUCCUCUUCAGAGCCUGGAUCACACCCAGAGACCCGGACACGGUGUGUCCACCACCAGUUUGCCCUGCAGCUUGCAAGAGGCGUCGGAUGGUAUUGGAACAAAACGGCCAAAUCCCAAGCCUGUAUCUGUUCCAUACCUCAGCCCAUUGGUUCUGCGCAAAGAGCUGGAGACCUUGUUGGAGAACGAGGGAGAUCAGGUGAUCUACACUCACAAGUUCUUAAGCCAACAUCCAAUUAUUUUCUGGAACCUGGUGUGGUACUUCCGCCGCCUGGACCUGCCCACUCACCUACCCGGUCUCAUUCUUACCUCUGAACACUGCAACAAUGGAGUGCAGCUGCCUCUGACGUCACUGAGUCAGGACAGCAAGCAGGUGUUCAUACAGCUCCUUUGGGACAACAUCAACCUGCACCAGGAUCCUGGAGAACCCCUAUACCUGCUCUGGCGUACCUUUUUGGAGAAGAAGGGGACUUUGGCUCCCACAGAACACCAGGAUGUCCGUACCCUCCUCAAUACCAUUGUUCGCAACAUCCAGACUAAUGACGUCUACGGACCGAUCAACCUGCUGAUCCGAGAGAUUAAACGACGCCCAGGAGGCGUCAAAAGGCACAGGAGUAUUUACAGAGAAAUACUGUUUUUGUCAUUGGUGGCCUUGGGACGUGAUAAUAUUGACAUAGAGGCCUUCGACAGGGAGUACCGCCAGGCCUUUGAUGAGCUGAGCGCAGAGCAGCUCAAAUCUUUGCACUCAAUCGAUCACCCGCCCAGCCCCAGCAUGCAGUGGUGCCUCAAAUGUUUUGGAGCCCCCUUAAUCUGAGCAUGGUUUUCUCCUCCAGUUGAGCAAGAAGAAAUUCUCCCCGCAAUGACAGGUGGAAAAGAGGAGUGUACUUUUGAAACACUUCCAGUUGCUAAACAUGGUACUUUUUUGUCCACCUUUUUGGAGAGUUCCUAUGAAUAUUAUGGGACUAGAUGAGCUGCUUUUUUCCCCUUUGCUGUUUUUUUGGUUGUUUUUUUUUUUACAUAUGGUGUAU
This is a messenger RNA of Menidia menidia (Atlantic silverside), 6463 nucleotides long. NCBI's taxonomy places the organism in Eukaryota, Metazoa, Chordata, Actinopteri, Atheriniformes, Atherinopsidae. The record is from the annotation of a GenBank genome assembly.